AUGUCGGUACCAGAUACUAAAACAGACUUUGACCUACUUCUCGAAAAGUGUAUCGGCCAGAGAGUUGAAAUCCCGGACCUUUUUGCUCUCUGCCCAUGGGAUUUGGAAAUAUCCCCCCCAGACGAAAAGUUAACAAAGGAGGUAGAGCUAUGGCGAUCGAGAUGGAUCGAUGAACCGACGAGCUUGAAACGUAACCGUAUUGUCAAUUCUUGCUUAUUUGCAAGGGCAAUCGCACCAAAAGGAGCUCUUGGUGAAUUGAUAACUGUGGCUAAAUUUCAAGCCUGGUUAUUUUACUGGGAUGACGCCUACGAUUUCGGCGACCUCGAUAACAACUACGAAGAAAUUGUUUCUCACCAGAAGCAGACAAUAGAGCUACUCCGCCAGAGUCUUUUCCACAAGAACCCUGGUUCCAUCAACCCGGCUGACAUUUCUCCAAACCAUCUUACCGUGCAAUCAUUGCAUGAAUGGGGAGCUGUUGUAGGCGAAAAGAGCGUAUCUUCUUCCUUGAAAAACUGGUUCUUCAAAGUUCUAGUCGACUUCUGCAGAGCUACAUUUGACCUCCAGAGCGCGUUUGAUAAGAAAGACAUACUAGAUCUCGAGACAUAUCGGAAGAUCCGCCUGGACUCAUCGGCAGUACUACCUACUCUAGCCAUGGCUUUGUUUGCUGAUCAGGUCGCCUUCCCUUCCUGGUUCUUUGACCAUGAACUCGUCGAGAAAGCUGCAGAGCUAGUUGACAUCAUCGUUUGGGUAGUGCUAGAACAUAAGGAGCUUGUGAAUAAUUUCAGGAUUGAGAAUAUUUUACUAGUAAACCAAUUGUGGAUGUGGAUCGUUGACAUGAAAACGAUUAUUACUGCUACUACAGAAGAUCCGGAACACAUGAAUAAUCUAUUUCAGAAUAUUCAAGAUAACAUACUCUACGGUGAGACCAGGAGUCGGUUGGAGCGUGCCACGUCCGUUCAGUCCAUUAUGGAGCUAUUUCUCGGAGCUACAACCGAAUUUUUCAUAGAAAAGUUCAUAUCAUGUCCAGGCCAAGAGCCGGGGCAAAGGAUAAAUAAGGGCCCAAUUGAAAUAUUUCGAGAGUCCAUCAGAAAAGCUGACGAUGAGACUCGCCUCUUCAGAGAUUUCCUCGCAGGCCUACACAACGAAGCCAGGCAACAGGGAGUACUCCACAGCGAAGUAUCGCGGAAUCGCUACCAUAUCAUCUCAUCCGAGACCGAGCUUCUCGACAUUAUAAGGGAUAUACGCGACGAACUACACAUCCUCAAGUCUUUAGCGGAGGAUCAACAUACCGUCUGGAAGCAGGCCUUUCGUCGCAAUGACCGCUCGGACCACUUCCAAUACUACCACUCUUGCACCCCUAUUGAUGUCAAGAAGAAUGUUGACGACAUGCUUUCGGAGGCGGAGAAGACGACCAACUAUCUCCCCCUCUCGUUUCUAACAUCCUUGUUUGCGCUCGACGUAACAAGCUUCCCUCACGAAUCGGGAGAGUUGAAGUACCAAGGCUGGUGGCUGUUUCCAAUCCUGUUUGGCGUGACAGCUGCCGUCUCAAUCCCCGCCAUCAUCCUAGCAUGGAGUGUGAAUGCGAUCUCGGAGCGGCUUCGCAUGCGGGAUAAAGAGACCUCGAGCUCGACGGGAAAGCCCACGAUUAUUAAUGGGAAUCAUACUAUAGUGCAAAAAGUUACGGAAAAUGUCUCGGGUGAAAGGUUGCGGCGGAGGUGGCGGAACCGUGGCAAGAAAGUCCUUCCACAGUAUGAGCGUCCAUGA
Molecule: messenger RNA, 1764 nt
Organism: Daldinia caldariorum
Lineage: Eukaryota; Fungi; Ascomycota; Sordariomycetes; Xylariales; Hypoxylaceae
Exons: 11
Coding region: 1-1764 (587 amino acids)
Source: RefSeq, a predicted model, not a curated record